Messenger RNA from Pyricularia oryzae 70-15, 264 nucleotides. Its product is annotated as 40S ribosomal protein S21. The transcript is spliced from 2 exons. NCBI's taxonomy places the organism in Eukaryota, Fungi, Ascomycota, Sordariomycetes, Magnaporthales, Pyriculariaceae. The record is from RefSeq and is a predicted model, not a curated record. Gene Ontology annotation, molecular function: structural constituent of ribosome. Gene Ontology annotation, biological process: translation; endonucleolytic cleavage to generate mature 3'-end of SSU-rRNA from (SSU-rRNA, 5.8S rRNA, LSU-rRNA); endonucleolytic cleavage in ITS1 to separate SSU-rRNA from 5.8S rRNA and LSU-rRNA from tricistronic rRNA transcript (SSU-rRNA, 5.8S rRNA, LSU-rRNA). The coding region runs from base 1 to 264 and encodes 87 amino acids. Gene Ontology annotation, cellular component: ribosome; cytosolic small ribosomal subunit.
AUGGAGAACGACAAGGGAGAGAUCGUCGACCUUUACGUCCCCCGCAAGUGCUCGGCCACCAACCGCAUCAUCAAGGCCCAGGACCACGCUUCGGUUCAGAUCUCCAUCGCCAAGGUUGACGAGAACGGCCGUGCCGUCCAGGGCGAGAACCAUGUCUACGCUCUCUGCGGUUUCGUCCGCGCCAUGGGCGAGGGUGACGAUGCCCUGAACAGGCUGACCCAGAGGGACGGUCUCCUCAAGAACGUCUUCAGCGCUGUCCGAUAA